UUUCGGAGUGUAAAGAGAGACAUAAAGCUAGAUUGUCUACCAGGAGCAAUGGUCAAUAAUAGAGUGUCAGUAUCUGUCACGCCCCUGGACUGUCUGUGUUUCUCUCCCCAUGUGCUCGCCAUGACCUCAUUUACCCUCUUGAUAAUCAUGUCGUUUAGUUCAGGCGUAUCUUGUUAAUUGUUCUCGUUUCCCCGUGCAUUUAAUGUGCUGUCUGUCUUUGUUCGGGUCUCAAAUCGUCAUGUUUGUGUGUCACCAGCCACUCCUUGUUGUGGAUAUCCCCUGUGUUUAGAUUUAUUAUUUGAUCCACAUCUCCGAGUUCAUUCCCUCCGACACAGUUCGUGACAGUAUCGUCAAUAUACAAACAUAUUUAACCACUCAGUGCUUUGACUGAUCAAUCAGACUCAAGUAUAUAAUAAAAUCAAACAUAAAGGAUUAUGAUAACAUUUAAAUCAGUCUAAGGAGUGACUGCAGCACACAUGUGCAAGAAGUCUUUAACAUCACCUAACCGAAUGCAAUUGUAAUCCAGAGUGCUUGAUGAUUCAUCGAAGUGUGUGAAAUGUUUUACGAUGAGAUGAUAUGAUUAGAUAUGGAAUAAGACAAAUAGAGAGUGAGAUUAUAGUGCAGGAGAGAGAGAGGUACAUAAGCCAGAUGCGGCCACUGUGUAGCAAGGGACAAUUCAGGACACUGAAUCAUUACGACAGUCGGUGGAUUGUCUGUGAUCAGUGUGCGCGUGUGUGUGUGUGUGUGUGUGUGUGUGUGUUUAUAUGGAGCAUCCAAGCACGUGUCUCUCACAUGUGCUGUCUCACGGUCGCGCCCUCCCCCAGACGUUCAGUUAGUUACUGCAUGCGCACCACCACACACACACACGCGCACACACACACACACACACACACACACACACACACACACACACACACACACACACACACACACACACACAAACACACACACGCACACACACAAACACACACACUCUCACUCAGUUCCAGGGGCCCUGUGGGUCAGUUGUGGGAUUAUUAUGCAGCUAGAGAAGUUUCAGAUGGUUCCCUGAAAGGCAGAUUUGUCCUGCCUCGCCUCGACCCGCCAUUUAAUUACGCCUCUGUAAUUUGAUUAGCAGAAAGUGCGCGUGAGUGAGCAUUUAAAGGCUUAUUCACUCUGAGUGUGUGUGCGUGUGUGUGUAUGCACUCGUCUCUCGGCUCCUCUCUCCUCGGAAGCAUGUGCGGGAAUUAAAAAGGAGGAAGUGGAACUUUGACGUGGAUUUUGCUUUGAUGUGUCAUCCUCUCACGUGUAGCUUUAGCCACGAGAUCCAAGAGGAUAGAAACCCUCAUUUUUAACUUGUUCAUGCUCAAAGAAAUGCAGCAGCUGUUAAUAAUAAUAGAUGGUUUAAUUUUUUAAUUUUUGUUUUUAGAUGUAGAUGGCUGCUAAAAUUGUGCGGCGAGGUGCAAAAACCCGAGGAAAUCUGGGAAUAAAAGCAUAUCUUUGAUUCAAAAUGCUGAAAAUCAUAUAACUUUUUUUAAUAAAAUGCUGUUGUCAUUUGUUUCCACUGUAUAUUUGCAUGCAUAAAAAGGUAAACCAGAAAAGAACAUUAAUGCUAUUAUCAAAUGUGUUGGCAAAAUUAAUAAGAAAUAUAACACGAUUUUUCACAUUCUCAUAUUCACGUCAAAAGACAACAGUGCAGAUGGCAGAGGAGCGAGAGAGUGAAGAGGAAGAUGAGAGUGGAGGGUUAGUGAUGCAGGAGAGGUGGGGCUCACAGGAGGAGGAGUGUGAAGAGAGGGGGAGAGGAACGGGAUGGGGUGAGAGAGAGAGAGAGAGAAGUGUCAUCCUACCAGCUCAGAGUCCCUGUUACCGCAGAUAGAUUGCGGACAGCUUUGCGAGAGGAGGGAGACGGCAAUCAUGCACAUUUUACAGCCCCAUUAUGUCAACAGGUGGCCGGAUGGAGUGAAGAGAAAAAGAAAGAAUAGUCAAUGCUCUCUGAAGAGCACGUCUGUGAAGAUCAUCUCUGUUCCAGGGUAUGUUCCCAGCUACCUGGAGAAAGACGAGCCAUGUGUGGUAUGUGGGGACAAGGCCACCGGCUACCAUUACCGCUGCAUCACAUGUGAGGGCUGCAAGGGUUUCUUUAGGAGGACAAUACAGAAGAAUCUUCACCCUUCCUAUUCCUGCAAAUAUGACAGCUGUUGCAUCAUUGAUAAAGUCACCCGCAACCAGUGCCAGCUGUGCCGCUUCAAGAAGUGCAUCUCGGUGGGCAUGGCCAUGGACUUGGUGCUGGAUGAUUCAAAGCGUGUGGCCAAGAGGCGUCUGAUCGAGGAAAACCGGGAACGGAAGAAGAAAGAGGAGAUUGUGAAAACUCUGCACAAUCGGCCUGAGCCCACCGUCUCGGAGUGGGAGCUGAUUCGUAUGGUGACGGAGGCUCAUCGCCACACCAAUGCCCAGGGCCCUCACUGGAAACAGAAACGCAAGUUCCUACCAGAAGACAUCGGGCAGUCUCCGGCCCCCACAUCAGACAACGACAAGGUGGACCUGGAGGCCUUCAGUGAGUUCACCAAGAUCAUCACCCCUGCCAUCACACGAGUUGUGGACUUUGCCAAAAAGCUGCCCAUGUUCUCCGAGCUGCCCUGUGAAGACCAGAUCAUCCUGCUGAAAGGCUGCUGUAUGGAGAUCAUGUCCUUGCGAGCAGCGGUGCGGUACGACCCCGAGAGCGAGACGCUGACCCUGAGCGGGGAGAUGGCUGUCAGUCGAGAGCAGCUGAAGAACGGAGGGUUAGGAGUGGUGUCUGAUGCCAUCUUUGAUUUGGGCAAGAGCCUGUCACAGUUCAACCUGGAUGACUCGGAGGUGGCGCUGCUGCAGGCCGUCCUGCUCAUGAGCUCAGAUCGUUCCGGACUCACGUGUGUGGAGAAGAUCGAGAAGUGUCAGGAGAUGUACCUGCUAGCAUUCGAGCACUACAUCAACCAUCGCAAGCACAACAUCUCCCACUUCUGGCCCAAGCUGCUGAUGAAGGUGACGAACCUGCGCAUGAUCGGCGCCUGCCACGCCAGCCGCUUCCUGCACAUGAAAGUGGAGUGUCCCACAGAACUCUUCCCCCCGCUCUUCCUCGAGGUCUUCGAGGAUCAGGAGGUGUGACCGAGAGCCACAGGGGAACCCGGGGAGGGAAAACUGAUCGUCAAUUUGUUUUCGCAAAGCAUUUGUAUUUUUUGCAUCCUCCUCAUGCAACGUUGAGCCGGGACAUGCACUUAAUUUUGCACCGUCAGCUUUGUCUAGGAUAUGUUUUGGGUUGUCGGUCUCCACAUCUUUCGACAGUCACCUGCCAUUCAGAUUCCUCCCACAGACGGACAGAAAGCAAGCAUGCAUCAACCUACCUCUCAUACCUCGACAUACCUCCCAACCUCAGAAGGAGCUUAUUUUAAAAGCCUGACGAAGAAAUCCACACAUUCAAAAGCCAUUUCCUAACCUGUUUCGGAAACGCUAGCUGCUGUUGUAAGUACAGAGGGAACGUUUGUGAGCAACAUCGAACACCUACAGUUGGGCUCUACACGAUUAACCUAAUUUUCCUCUUAUUACAGUAGUAUUUCAGCAUUUAUCUUCCUCUUUGCACACAUAGAAUAUCUCCUGUGCGAACAUAACUAACUGUGUGCAUUCGUACACAUACAUAAAUAUGAAGUGUGAACUUCUCAUACCUCAUAUGCACCAGCAUACAGACAUACAUGUAGCGACAUGUCCAUGCAUGUAUGUAUGCGUACUAUCCUGCCUGCAUUAACACAUUUAUCUUCUCUUCUUACAAUGCAGCGUCUACAGUCCUCACAUAACUACUUAUCUUCCAUAUCCACUUCUAUGUUACUUAAGCUAAACAUUUUGUGACCUCGUUUUCUGAAUAGCCUCUUGUCGCUUUCCGCGUGUGACCCAUAUAGCUGUGGUGAGGUAUUUCCUCCUGUAUUCAUCUGUCCUAGUGUUGUCCGUUUGGGCAGACAGAUGGAUGUACAGAUGUAUUAAGCCAUAUGCUGUGGUUUGAGACACAUGCAUCUCCAUGUUAUGGCCUUCAGAUCGCUCAUUGUGCUCCCUAGUCAGUACCUGGCUCAUCAGACGGCUGUACCAUACGGUAUUACACAGAACUUCAGACACAUGGUAGUGCUAUGGUAUUUAUUUUAGGGGAAUAUUACCCCUGAAAUCCAUCCAUCAUGCCAUUUAUGUGGAGAAAUUAGAAGCACAGGGUCGUGAAUGAUUCCUGAAUAUCUGAAUUCGACAGAUGAUAACAAAAAUAGAAACUAAGGGUUAGAUCAUAAGAGUGAGAGAGGUUACAUUGGGGUUAAACAUCAAAAUAACCACUUCACCAAAAAGGUGUUGAGCAAUUUUCUAUUUAUUAAAUUGUGUUAUAUGAAAAUAUGAUUAGAUACUAAAAUUAUUUUAGUAUCGUACUUAAAAAUGUGUUCUUGCUACAUUGUUUCACACAUUAAUCUCCAUUGUUAUUGGAGCAGUCAAUUCAAAACUCAAAAUUUGAAAACUCUGUCAACAUUUACUUAUGCACAAGUUGUUCCUUUUGAGCACAAAACAAGGGCCCUCAUAUAUCAACAGUGCGUACGCACAGUUUCAAACUUUUCUACACACUGUUAAUAAAAGAGGCCACAGAUAUUUUGGAGAAUGUUAGUAACCAAACAGUUGACGGUACCCAUUGACUUCCAUAGUAUGGGGGGAGGGGGAUAUCCUGGGCCAUCAACUGUUUGGAUACCAGCAUUCUCCAAAAUAUCUUCUUGUGUGUUUGACAAAGUAAAGAAACUCAUACAGGUUUUGAACAAAUGGACGGUGAGUAAAUGAUGACUGAAUUUAAAUUUUUGUGUGAACUGUCCGUUUAAAUCAAACAAAUAAGCUUCAUUUCAACAUUUCAAGCUGCAGUUUCAUCAGUUAAUUACAUCAGAGCUCAUUCUCGGUUUGUUGUGAAAUGUUUAUACAGAAUUACAGUUAGCAUGAAAUGAAUAUUCACAACAUCAGUUUUCUAAAUGCACGUUAUUUAUGGUUUUGUGAACUAUUCAUUUGUUCAGAUAUGCAUUUUCAGCACUGUUAUGUUUAAUCAAAAUCAUAUAGACUCAGAUGUAUGUCACAAUACAGAAGGAAAGAUAAGUUACAUACAAGAAAGAUAAAAAAAAUUUCCCAAUUACAGAUUCAUUCAUUUACAAAUUGCUAGUUUUCUGACUUAAUCACUUUCAACAAAACUGAAAAUCAAGUUUUUAUUGCUAAAUAUAUUGUAUAAUUUCAGGGUUCUCAUUAGCUACAUCUCCAACAUUUACAAUAAUAAUAAAAAAAAAAACUUACAAUAAAUGGCUUCAAAUAAUAAACCUUAUUUAUAGGUCCUCAGGGAAGUUCUGUAGUUGUGUCCGGAGAGGUCAAUUAAAAAUAGAAAGGACUUUUAGCCCCGUUGUACCCUACAUCUUUGCUGACUUUGAAAGUAGAGAACGUACAAUCUCCACAACCUUCUUGCAAGAGGAAAUGAAAUGAGUGUCACUUACCUCUCCAUGUCUUCAAACAGACUCUACCUCAUCCCUCAUCUGUGUAUCACAGUCUACAAAGCACUUUUUGCCAUUCACAUGCUCAUGCACAUAUAUUCCUGCUUAAACCUGUACAUAAACAUGCACACAUGCACACUAAAAAGUCACAUACCUCUCUCAUGUGUGUGUGUAGUGCUUUCCCUUUCACUUGUGAUGUGGGACCAAGUCUCAGUCUUGUUCCCUGUUUCUGAGGACAGUAAGAAUGUGCCGGACUGAAUGAAUUUCACUGUGCUGCUGUGACAGAGCUAAACGAUUGCUUAGCAGAUUAUUUUGCUUUAGAGAAGCAGCACAGGAAGAUGGCUCCUGAGUAACAUGAACCUCAUUUUUUGUCAGCCCAGUUCUGUGGUCCCUGAGCUG
Messenger RNA from Carassius auratus (goldfish), 5888 nucleotides. RefSeq names its product thyroid hormone receptor alpha-A. Gene Ontology annotation, biological process: thyroid hormone receptor signaling pathway; positive regulation of transcription by RNA polymerase II; cell differentiation. Gene Ontology annotation, cellular component: RNA polymerase II transcription regulator complex. The coding region runs from base 1894 to 3117 and encodes 407 amino acids. The transcript has 8 exons. Lineage: Eukaryota; Metazoa; Chordata; Actinopteri; Cypriniformes; Cyprinidae. The record is from RefSeq and is a predicted model, not a curated record. Gene Ontology annotation, molecular function: zinc ion binding; nuclear receptor activity; RNA polymerase II cis-regulatory region sequence-specific DNA binding.